AUACAGCAAAGGAGAAGGAAUAUCUCUUUUGUCUUUUCAGGGUUAGAUAAAGUAAUAAUAUUUUAUCCUGGAUGAUUGGUAUGGUUUUGCCGAUAUGAUACAACAAUGCUGUGUUUUCGUAAUCUAAUCUCCGAUGAUAUUUUUGUUUGGACCAGCAGCAACAACAGCAAUAGCGGAAGCGAAGCCACACCACAGGACAAUAUGAUGAGAUGAAACCAAACAGUGGCCACCGGUUACAAUGGCCUCCUUCAGACUCUCCCUUUCCCUCGACGCUUUCGAUUCCCUUCACUCAAAGUCCAACCUCCCCAAGCGACCACCCAAACCCACCUACGCAUCCAACCCAAACCCCUUCUCACGCCAACUCACCACGGAGCACUGCGACGCCAAAACGCCGUCGUUUACCGAGAGGAUGAGGGCCACGGGCAAGCUGGAGCGCAGCAACGGCGCUUACAACGUCGUCGUUCGCAUGCUCAGCAGAAGACAAGACUGGGAAGGCGCCGAGAGGCUAAUUUCCGAAAUGAAGGCCACUCUGGGCUCCGACAUGAGCUUCCACGUCUUCAACACCCUCAUCUACGCCUGCUGCAAGCGAAACCUCGUCCAAUUGGCCACCAAGUGGUUCCGCAUGAUGUUGGAAUGCCACGUGGCGCCCAACGUCGCCACCUUCGGGAUGCUCAUGGCCCUCUACCGCAAGGCCUCCAACCUCCAAGAGGCCGAAUUCGCGCUUUCCCAAAUGCGGCGCUUUCGAAUCGUUUGCCCCUCCGCCUACUCCUCGAUGGUAACCAUUUACACGCGUCUCAGGUUGUUCCAAAACGCCGAACGCGUGAUCGAGUUCAUGAGGAGGGACCACGUGGCGCCGAAUUUCGAGACCUGGUUGGUCGUGUUGAACGCCUACUGCCAGCAGGGGAAAUUGGAGGAGGCUGAGAGAGUGUUGGAGGAGAUGCGAGAGGCUGGGUUUUGUGCUGACAUCGUUGCUUAUAAUACUAUGAUAACUGGUUAUGGGAAAGCUUCUAGGAUGGAUGCUGCACAGAGGUUGUUUCUGACAAUGCAGCUGGAGCCGGAUGAGACUACUUACCGGUCCAUGAUCGAGGGUUGGGGUAGAGCUGAUAGCUACGAAUACGCGACGGGGUAUUAUAAGGAGCUCAGACGGUUGGGCUACAAGCCCAGUUCGUCGAACUUGUUUACUUUGAUUAAGUUGGAAGCUAAGUAUGGGGAUGAUGAGGGUGCUGCUAGGAUCCUUGGUGAUAUGGUGGAUUGUGGAUGUCAGUAUUCUUCAAUUGUUGCUACUCUUGUGCAUGUGUAUGAGAGGGCUGGGAAGGUUCAUAAAGUGCCUGGUUUGCUCAAAGGUUCGUUUUAUGGGCAUGUGCUGGUGAACCAGAGUUGUUGCUCAACUUUGGUCAUGGCUUAUGUGAAGCAUAGGCUGGUGGGGGAUGCCAUGAAAGUGUUGAGUGACAAGAAGUGGCAGGAUCCGCGGUACGAGGAUAACCUGUAUCAUAUUUUGAUUUGCUCGUGCAAAGAGGCGGGUUUGAUGGAGGAUGCUGUGGAGAUAUACAGUCGGAUGCCUGGAAGCGAUGAGAAGCCGAACAUGCACAUUGUGUGCACCAUGAUUGACAUUUACAGUGUCAUGGGCCGAUUCAAGGAUGCAGAAGUGUUGUAUCUGAAGCUGAAAUCUUCGGGGAUUGCCUUGGAUAUGAUUGCUUUUAGCAUUGUUGUGAGGAUGUAUGUGAAAGCUGGAUCUUUGAAAGAUGCUUGCACAGUUUUGGAUGACGUUGACAAGAGGCCAGAUAUUGUUCCAGACAAGUUUUUGUUAUGUGAUAUGCUGCGUAUUUAUCAAAGAUGUAACAUGGUGGAUAAGUUAGCUGAUCUGUACUACAAAAUCUCUAAAACUCGGGUGAAUUGGGACCAGGAACUGUAUAAUUGUGUCCUGAACUGCUGUGCGCAGGCUCUGCCGGUGGAUGAGCUUUCCAGGCUUUUCGAUGAUAUGGUACAGCGCGGAUUUUUGCCCAGCACAAUCACCUUCAAUGUCAUGCUUGAUGUCUUUGGGAAAGCCAAGCUUUUCAAGAAGGUUUGGAGGCUGUACUGCAUGGCCAAGAAACAGGGCCUGGUUGAUGUGAUCACUUACAAUACUAUCAUAGCUGCAUAUGGGAAAAAUAAAGACUUCGAGAACAUGUCAUCAACAGUCCAGAAAAUGGAAUUUGAUGGCUUUUCGGUUUCCCUUGAGGCAUACAAUUCAAUGCUGGAUGCUUAUGGGAAAGAUGGCCAAAUGGACACAUUUAGAUCUGUAUUGCAAAAGAUGAGGGAUUCAAAUUGUGCCUCUGACCACUAUACCUACAACACUAUGAUCAAUAUCUAUGGAGAGCAAGGAUGGAUUGAUGAAGUUGCUAGCGUGCUUACAGAAUUGAAAGAAUGUGGACUCAGACCUGAUUUGUGCAGCUAUAAUACAUUGAUCAAGGCAUAUGGGAUUGCAGGAAUGGUUGAAGAAGCGGUAGCAUUGAUAAAGGAAAUGAGAAAAAAUGGAAUAGAACCUGACAAGAAAACCUACACUAAUCUUGUCACCGCACUGCGGCGAAAUGAUAAAUUUUUAGAAGCAGUUAAAUGGUCAUUAUGGAUGAAGCAGAUGAAAUUAUGAAAUUCAUGAAGCUAUAGCUAGCAUUAUCCAAGUAAGUCGUCUUGGACCUUCUAACCCUGGUUGUUUGAAGAGCAGUUUGACCUUCAAGUCCUACACGAGUACAGCCUCUGAUCUAAGGCUUCCCUUGUUUCAGAUUUGCCAACCUCCAAUUGCCCCCAAGGGAUUUUCAACAUGUACGUCACCCUCCUCAACAGCACCAUGCCCAACAUGUCGUUCUAUUCUGAAGGGAGUUGUUGUCAGCGGUGGCGACGACGAUAUCAAAGGGACUAUUACUCAUGCCUACGACCGAGUAUUCAACACUUGAUGGGUGGUGGAAGAAUAAUAGCACGACAAUGGAGGGGUUGAAGACAAAGAUUGAGAGGUGGAGGACGAAGCUUACUCUCAGUACAAGGAUGAACAAUAGAAGAUACAUUGGUCGAACAACAAGAUGGAGCAAUGGCGUUACAAGCCAUUUGUGUAUCCGGAAGGUUUACUAAUGGUGUGAAUAGUGCCAAUAAGGUGUGGGUGUGUUAGAUAACUUUGUAACCAGAUGAAUUUAACAAACAUGUUACAUUGUGCACCGUGGACACAUGUAAAGCUGGUCCACACUAACAAUUGAUUUCAACUUGCUCUUAAGUUAAUUUUAAUUUUUGAAAUAAAGUUAUUUUAUUUUACUUA
This is a messenger RNA of Cajanus cajan (pigeon pea), 3283 nucleotides long. RefSeq names its product Tetratricopeptide repeat (TPR)-like superfamily protein. Gene Ontology annotation, molecular function: protein binding. The record is from RefSeq and is a predicted model, not a curated record. NCBI's taxonomy places the organism in Eukaryota, Viridiplantae, Streptophyta, Magnoliopsida, Fabales, Fabaceae.